Molecule: messenger RNA, 1644 nt
Organism: Limulus polyphemus (Atlantic horseshoe crab)
Lineage: Eukaryota; Metazoa; Arthropoda; Merostomata; Xiphosura; Limulidae
Product: methylmalonyl-CoA mutase, mitochondrial-like
Exons: 11
Coding region: 1-1419 (472 amino acids)
Cellular component (GO): mitochondrion
Molecular function (GO): cobalamin binding; methylmalonyl-CoA mutase activity; metal ion binding
Source: RefSeq, a predicted model, not a curated record
AUGAUGAAAGUUUCUUUAACUGCAGAUCAUAAAGCCUUUGUGUUUACUAAUUUAACAGGGUUAAAGGCUGGUCUUACCAUUGACGAAUUUGCUCCUCGACUGUCAUUCUUCUGGGGAAUCGGAAUGAAUUUUUACAUGGAAAUAGCUAAGAUGAGAGCAGCCAGGAGAUUGUGGGCACAAUUGAUACAAGAUCACUUCAGUCCUAAAAAUCCAAAGUCGUGUAUUCUUCGCACACACAGUCAGACAUCAGGCUGGUCUCUAACAGAACAAGAUCCAUACAACAAUAUCGUAAGGACAACUAUCGAGGCCAUGGCUGCUGUUUUUGGGGGUACUCAGUCUCUACACACAAACUCUUUUGACGAAGCUCUUGCUCUACCAUCCAAAGCUAGUGCUCGUAUCGCUCGCAACACGCAAAUCAUCCUGCAGGAGGAAAGUGGAAUUCCUCAUGUGAUUGACCCCUGGGGAGGCUCUUAUUUAAUGGAAGCUCUAACGAAUGAAGUAUACGAAGAGGCCAAGAAAGUAGUGGAAGAGGUAUUUAUUAUCCUGAAAUAUAUACAUUUUAAUAAUUUCACUAUAACGUCUACUGUAUUGUUGUUAUUCUGUACGAUCACAACAGAGACCAUUGUGGGUGUGAACAAGUAUCGAUUGGAGAAAGAAGAGUCGGUCGAUGUGCUUGUUGUUGAUAACUCCUUGGUCCGCAGAACUCAGAUAAACAAAAUAAACCAUAUCAAGGAUAGUCGAGAUGAGAAGAAGGUCCAGGAAACUCUCAAUGCUCUGACCGAAUGUGCUCGAACACACGAGGGCAACCUUUUAGCUUUGGCCAUUGAAGCUUCUCGAGCACGAGCCACUGUUGGGGAGAUCUCUUAUGCCAUGGAAAAGGUUUUUGGAAGGCAUGUUGCCUCAGACCGGAUGGUGUCAGGAGCAUACAAAACGGCUUUCGGUGACAAUGAGGAGUUAACCAUCGUCAUGAAGAAGAUCGAAGAAUUUAAUGAAAACGAAGGACGUCGACCCAGGAUCCUCGUGGCUAAGAUGGGUCAAGACGGCCACGAUCGUGGAGCUAAAGUUAUUGCCACUGGUUUCGCUGACAUGGGCUUUGAUGUUGACAUUGGACCAUUAUUCCAGACUCCAGAGGAAGUUGCCCAACAAGCUGUCGAUGCCGAUGUACACGUAAUUGGUGUGAGCAGUCAAGCAGCUAGUCAUCGAACUCUGGUUCCAGAACUAUCAAAAGCAUUGCAAGAAAUGCAGAAAUCUGAUAUCAUUAUUGUUAUUGGUGGUGUCAUCCCUCCUCAAGACUACGACUUCCUUUAUCAGGCUGGAGCUUCUGCUAUCUUUGGUCCAGGUACACGUAUCCCAGUUGCAGCCAUGCAAGUUUUAGACCUUAUCUCCAACAACAAGAAAAAAGAGAAAGCAAGAGCUUAGAGCAUAUGUUAUCAGGAGAAAAUCGAUCCCUAAGUUGAAGACGUUUCUUUUUUGUACAAAGAAUUUCCUCCAUGAUUUCUGUAACCUUAAAAAUGGUUUUCAGUCUUUGUGUGUUGUUGCAUUUGUAACAGAGUUUCUAACCUACUGCAGGCAGUGUUCUGCCUUCUACAUCCAUACCAGUGAUUGUAAAACACCAGAUAUUCAUGUUGCUAAUAAUAUUCAAGC